Molecule: messenger RNA, 1410 nt
Organism: Dissoconium aciculare CBS 342.82
Lineage: Eukaryota; Fungi; Ascomycota; Dothideomycetes; Mycosphaerellales; Dissoconiaceae
Product: arginine N-methyltransferase 2
Exons: 2
Coding region: 1-1410 (469 amino acids)
Biological process (GO): peptidyl-arginine methylation
Cellular component (GO): nucleus; cytoplasm
Molecular function (GO): protein arginine N5-methyltransferase activity
Source: RefSeq, a predicted model, not a curated record
AUGGCCUCUGCCGCGGAGGACACCAUCAUGUCCACCGACAUUGACACCGACACCACCAACGAUGAAAUUCUCCUCGCUGCGACCAACCACGACCUCGAUGCUCUGCGAACACUAUUCAAAACUGGAUCUGCUCGGAUCAAGGACCCCGACACUGGCUUCUCUCCUCUACACGCCGCCAUCGCCGCUUGCGAGGCGGAUGAAGAUCUCAACGAAGACAGUAGCAUGAAUGGGGAAGGUGAUGCCAUUCACAGCGAUGCUUUGGGCGAAGAGUCGGCAUUGGCUACUGUACAGCUAUUGUUUGAGAACGGAGCAAUUUGGAACGAGCUGGACAACAAUGAUGAAACGCCCGGCUGUAUGGCUAUCCGGUUAGGCUUGAAGAAGGUCUACGACGUUAUUGUGGCUGCCGGCGUUCGAGCUGAGCUUCUGUUCGGUCGCCUUGACGCAUAUCAGCUACUGGCUGGCGGUGACGAUGAGGACGAGGAAGAUGACGGAGAAGGCGACGAUGAUGCUAUUGAUGGCUUCGAGCCGACACCCAGCGGCCCCGCUCCCGGCGCAGAUGCAUCUGAAGCGAGUGGAUCGGCGACCGCACAGACUGCGGAGGGCUUGUCUGGAUUCGACCCUGUCCCCAACCCUUCGUACAAGGUGGAGAACGCUUCUGGAGAAAAUGCCGGACAAGGCGUGCCAGAGGUGAUUCAAACCGAUGAAGCUGGACAACAGACAACAGCCGAAUCUGGCCUAUCAAACCCGAAUGUCAACAAUGAAGACUACCUGCGCUCAAAACUUACAUACUCCGAGGGACGUCUCCUCGACUCUGACAAGAAUGCCGUCAUGAUGGAUUGGGAGACGGAGAUCAUGAAAGCCUCUGCCGACCAGCUCUGCACAGGUCCCGGACUAAGAACGAUGAACAUUGGCUUCGGCAUGGGUAUCGUCGACUCAAUGUUCCUCGCGAACAACCCAUCCAUGCACCAUAUUAUUGAAGCCCACCCUGCCGUGAUUUCCCGAAUGAAGGAGAAAGGCUGGUUCGAGAAACCUAACGUUACCGUGCACCAGGGACGCUGGCAGGACAUUCUGCCAGGCCUGAUCAAACAGGGUGUCGUGCUCGACGCAAUGUACUAUGACACCUACGCAGAAGAUUACAAGGACCUGAAGGAGCUCUUCCAGGAAUACGUCGUUGGACUGCUUGACGCUAAUGGCAAGUUUGGUUUCUACAAUGGUCUUGGUGCGGACCGACAGGUCUGCUACGACGUGUACACCAAGGUUGUUGAGUUGGAUCUUUUCGACGCCGGCCUCGAUGUCGAGUGGAGCACACUUGCUGUUCCCGAUCUUGCUCACGCGUGGGAUGGUAUCCGACGACCGUACUGGGUUGUGGACACUUACCGCCUGCCGACUUGCCACUUUGUGAAAUCCUGA